Pseudoliparis swirei is the source of this 4039-nucleotide messenger RNA. RefSeq names its product band 4.1-like protein 1. Gene Ontology annotation, molecular function: actin binding; structural molecule activity. The coding region runs from base 842 to 3049 and encodes 735 amino acids. Gene Ontology annotation, biological process: cortical actin cytoskeleton organization. The record is from RefSeq and is a predicted model, not a curated record. Gene Ontology annotation, cellular component: cytoskeleton; plasma membrane. The transcript has 9 exons. Lineage: Eukaryota; Metazoa; Chordata; Actinopteri; Perciformes; Liparidae.
CUGGUCCCGCCUCCCCAGUCCGAGUUCUAACUGUUCUUCCUUCUUCUUUCAAUCUCUCUCCUCUGCCUCGGGUCGGCCAGUCGACGGGCCGAGCGGCGGGGAAGGACCCUGUUAACAGCCUGUCUGUUGAGGGUUUCGUCCAGAAGACUGUGGUGACUUCACCUGAGGUUGCCCAUCUCUCACUUUUCCUCUUCAUGAUACCCAUAGCUCAUAGCAUCUGUGGUUUGGUGAAAUGCGCUGCCUACUGAGCAUCAUCUUCACUCACAUGUCCAUCUAUUUAGGAAAGUACCACCACAUGUUGUGCAAUAAGUCCCCCAACUGCGAAUUCAUGUUCACUUCUAGAGCUGCAACGAUUAGACGAUGGGAACAAGAAUCUCACACUAUUUUGAUAAUCGAUGGAUCAUUGAAGGGACCUUUCAUGCAACACAUUUAGUUGUUGGCCUCUCUGAAAUAUUGUCUGUGCUUCAUAUCAUAUUAAACUGAAUAUCUUUCAGUCUUUGGACUGACAAAAGAAGACAUUUAAAGACAGUUAUUAUCGAUUUAUCAAAAAAGCAAUCCGCAGAUUAAUCGAAAAUUAAGAAAUAAUUGUUAGUUGCAGCCCUAUUCACCUCAUCAUGUGCCACGUCUACAUUUUGUUCCCUUUACUGUGAUUCAAAUGAUUUGAUCUAUUACUCUUUUUUUUUGCAGCAGCUGUGCUUGGCAUAUCUAACUGUGUUUAAUCUAUACCAACAUGUAGGGCUCUGAGGAGUGGGUAUUGAUUGAAAAACAAGAAACUUAUCUACAGGACCAUGACUGGAAGACAGAAGAAAAGAACAGAGCAUCUGAUUCCUCAUGGGAGAAAAUGGAGCUGGAAAGAGAGAUAGACAUUGCCCAGUUGAUGCAUAAAGAGGUAACAGGGUAUGACAGAAAAGAAAUGAAAAGCCAUAGUGAUGAUUUUCCAUCAACAAAAUCGUCCAGAGAGGCAGAUGAGUGCUCUGAACCGCGGCCGGCGAGCAAAAGUCGCUUCGUGAUUCAAUUAACGGAGAGUUCAGACUCCUUUGAAGACAAAUCUCAAAGCAAACCGUCUCACGCCUCAGACCCCGAGGCAAACAACGAUGCGGCCGCCAGCUCGCGGCAGAUGAAGGAGCGCACUGCUUCUAAACCACGGAAAAAGAGGAGACCCCAGAGCUUAAACCUGGGGAUGCCUGCCGAGCUCAUCUACGAGAAAGGAAGCGGGGAUUCCACUGAAGAAGAGAAUGAGGACUCGGAGUCGGACAACAGUCCGGAGGAAGACCCCAAAACAGGAAAUCAUUGUGAAUCCCCGGCCAAAGAGAUGAUGAGAGAUGACGAGGGAUCAGUAGAGGAUCAGUCCGGCAGUGUCUUUAAAGACAGCCGACAAGAGGACAUGUUGCUCGGAGAAAGCGGGGCGGUCUCCACUCUAGGAACAGAGCAGGUGAAGAGAAAGAGUCAAGUUGAGCCAGCCGACGUCGAUUCAGACUCAGUGAACGGACUCGGGAAGAUGGAACAUGAUAGUUCAUUGACGGGCGUUAAAGGGGAGUGUGCGAUGAAGAUGCGGGGGCGGGGCCUUAUCGACAACAAAGAGCUGGCCGAGGUUAAGCUGCGACAGGUGAGGACACACGAGAUGAAGGUCAGCAGUUCCGGGGGGGAGGGCGUGGACGGUUUCACGGGAGGACAGAGGACGUCCCUCCAUCGGCUGUCGGGCAGCAGCUGCCAGUCGGAGAUCUCCAGGAUCGUCCCUCUCAAGCCAGAGCGCUCCAAGAGCGUCGCGGGGAAGGACGAAAGAGACGACACGGGACAGGACGAGCUCACGCGGGUCCUCAGGAGAGAACACCGCUGGUCGGUGGGCUCUCCAGAGAGAUCCCUAGACCUCGCCUGGACCGACGCCGCCGGCGCCUGCCACCCGUCGUUCGCAGGAGAUCUGGAGGGUACCGCUAAAACAGAUCAUACCGAGGAUGGUCGCCUGUACGCUCGAGGACCCGUAGAGAGUCAGUCGUUCGGCUCAAAGAUUUCGUCGCUUCACAAAAUGGCUCCCCCAGCCCCGCCAGUGAAAACCCAGAAGGCCCGGGAGUCCGGGCUGAUACUGCGGAACAGCCGAACUGCCGGCGGCAGGGAGCCGAGCCUGGACGCAGCCAAGAAGAGACGCUCGGAGCCCGUCUCCACUCCCGCCAUUUAUGAAGAGCCGUUUGCUGAUUUCAAGAGGGAGCUCGGGGACAGGAGGCCUCAGCCGGGCCUGGACCCGGAGGAGGAGCAGGAGCGGGACACGUUGGCCUGCAUGAGGGAAACCCAUCUGGGCAUCGAGCGCAAGUGCUCCAGCAUGACGGUCAGCUCCACGUCCAGCCUGGAGGCCGAGGUCGACUUCACCGUCAUCAUGGACCUCCACUCCGGCGCCGAGGACUUCUCUAAGUGCAUGUCGGAGGCGGGAGUGAGGGAGCGGCAGCCCGAGGUGGGCCGGGAGGACUUCGAGGAGACCUCCAGGUUCUACUCCGCCCGUCUCAUGGGCUCUCGGGACAAGUCUCCCAUGGAGGAGAAGCUUCUUGAGGAGGGAGCACAUCAUGAGCCUCCCGUGGCGAGGAAGGAAGCCAGCGCUGUGACCAUGGCCCACAAGCUGAAGAGGGCCGACUCCAAGAGCGAGGCGCAUACGAAUGGAUCCGAGGUCCAGCCCGGCGUCACGCAGGUCUCACCGCAGAACUUUGGAGUCGUCAGCCCUCGGGAGGCUCCUGCUGGCCUGAAAGAAAAUGGCUCCCCUGUAAAAGCCGGAACCCACGGGAGGGACUCUGUCGUGUCCCCGCUGACCAUCACCGCUGAGAGCGUCACCUCAGCAAUCACAACUCAAGUUACCAAGACUGUGAAAGGAGGCUACUCGGAGACCAGAAUCGAGAAAAGGAUUAUAAUCACAGGAGACGAUGAUGUGGACCAACAUCAGGCCCUCGCCAUGGCGAUCCAAGAGGCCAGGCAGCAGCACCCCGACAUGCUGGUGACAAAAGCGGUGGUCAUCAGGGAAACAGAGUCUCCCAUUGAGGAGAUGCGGCAACAUCAAGCAGAGUCCUGAUCGGCCAUGGUGGCUCCUGAGACGGGCCAGGGGGGAGGAGCCUCCUCCGGGCCUGCUCCCCCCUCCCCCGCAGUACGCCACCACCCAGAUGUACGAGGACUCUCCACCCCGCCUGGGGAAACACUGAAACAAGAACAGACUGCGUUCCACGAAGCAGUAGACCUCCACUCCCGACUGUGACUCGGCCUGUGACCCAAACCCCCCCCACCCCCCGCCUUGCCUACCUGUCCCGGCCCACCCAACCCGCCUCAUUACGGGAACUGGAAAACGUCUUCUACUGGAUGAUCCAGUCGCCGCAGCUAUUUUAAUCCCCCUCCGUCCGAGUCAUUCGUAGGAAGCCUGACUUGCAUAUUAUUUAAUCCAAUAUACAUUUUGAUUCCCUUGAACCACGAGUGUCAUAAGAAUCGAAGAGUCUUCAGCCCAACACCCUUCCCUCAGAUUACUUUGAAUCGUGCGUUUCCAAAACAUGUGUCCCAUAUAUAAUACAUCUGGUAUAUAGAUGGGAGGGGGGGUGGGGGGGUCGAGUGAAAGGAUGGCGGUGGGGUGUCGCCUCCUGGCUGCGACACCUUCAGUAUAAUCAACAGCUGUCGUAUUAGCUUUUUACAUUUUUAUCUAUAGAGGAUCUAAUUUAUGUCCCAGUGUUUGCUUGUUUAUGAAACGUGUAUAAUAUCAGAUAAUCUGCAUGAUUACUAAAAAAUAAAAAAAUUAAAUUAAAUAGCAGAGGGAAUGAAAAAAAAAAAUUAAUAAACACACAAACAUGUCCACAUUAUAAAUCCAUGAAAUGCUCUUGAGAUGAUGGGACUGAGCACCUGUAGAGAAACUGUAGAGAUCACAGGCCAGUGGGAAGUGGACACGAGACGGAUGAUGACGAGUUCCACUGAGGAAGGACAGCAAUGGACGCCGUCCUCGUCCCGUUUCACCGUUUACCUUUUUUUUAUUUAUUUAAAUUUUUAACUCGCCUUCUACAUAAAAAUAAAUGCUGGUCACACG